AUGGCCAACACCAUUCCUCCAAAUCGUCCCUGGAGUCCCGUCUUUGUCCUUGAUCGCGUACCAGAUAAUUGGAUCUUCGACUUCUCUCACGAUGGCACGGUAGACCCGAAAGAUUUGAGUAUUGUUCGGUAGGUCAAAUGUACGCUUCUAACACACGUUUGCUAAAAAGUUUCAGCCCAUUAGAUUUGACCUUAACCGACGAGCAGUAUGCUCGCUUGGUGUCCCUUGCGACACCACAAACUCUCACACAAGAAGAAUUCGACGGAUUGAGCAGGGCUAUCCAUGAAGAGUUCCCUGAGAUUUUUCAAUCAGACGAGUAUACUUUCAUCUCUCAUUGACAGAACACACAUUAGCUAACCACCAUUCCAGUCUUGCAAAAUCUUCAGUGGAGACCCCCGAAGAAGAAAACGAGGAAGAGUAUACUCUCACUUCUCAUUGCCUGAGCACACAAUAGCUAACCAUCAUUUCAGCUUCGCGCUACCUUCAGUGGAGGCCCCAGAAGACGAAAGUGAGGACGAGUAUGCUCUCACUUCUCAAUAAUCAAAAAAAAUCCCAUUCCUUGAACACACAUUCAAUUUGCUAACCGCCAUACUAGGGUUGCGCUACGUCCAUUGGAGGCACAGGAGGAAACUGAGGACGACGCUAACGACGACCAAAAUGACGAUGACAAGGAAAAACUCAAAGACAUCGAGACAAAUUUGCGGGAAUUGAACGGUAUUCUCGCUGUGUUCGAAAAUGAUCGAAGUGAACGACGAACAGUCGCAAACAUCCGCGCCCGCAUCUCUGACCUGAAGAAAUUGCAAAAAGAGAUACAAGCGAAGCAGAAAGGUACACAAAAACCCCCAGUCCAAAAGCCGAUUAAAGUUGAAGAUAUGUUCAACAACGAAGACCUUUACAAUGCCACACCACAGCCGCCAGAAAAGACCGCAAGACUUACACCACCACCGUCAAAAAAACGCCCAAGAAAGCAGCCACCCAACACACACUCUCUCGCGAAAGCACCUCGGGACGUAGAAACACAGGAAGAAGAGGAAGAACCCCGCCCAUUGAAACGAAGAAAGGCUCCCUCAGUUCCUGCCCAAGCCCAAGCCCCAGCUGAGGAAGAUGAGGAAGAUGAGGAACCUCGCCCACCCAAACGAAGAAAGCCUCUCCCAGUCGCCGCUUCAGUUGCCGCUUCAGUUGCCGCUCCAGUUGCCGCUCCAGUUGCCGCUCCAGCCCCAGUCGCUACCCCGGGCAUGACAGGAAGCAUUGGCGGUGGGUUUUCAACAGCAGAGUUCGCGGUACUUACUCAGAUUCUCCAAACCUUGCGAGCGAGAGAAAGGGCAGAGGGUAUGCUGCCGGCACACCAAAAGAAGGAUGUCAGUUUGUUUGCAUAUGCUUCCCGAGAAAUGGCGCGCCUGGGAUACCACAAAAGUCCUGGUUCUUGUAAGAAUUUCUGGAAUAGGUACGGAAGGAAAGCGUCGCAGUAUGAGGAGAGAAUAGGAACGAUCAAGAACCCUUCUCUGGAAACCUCUUCUCAGAGUAAGAAGUAG
Hymenoscyphus albidus is the source of this 1532-nucleotide messenger RNA. The record is from the annotation of a GenBank genome assembly. Lineage: Eukaryota; Fungi; Ascomycota; Leotiomycetes; Helotiales; Helotiaceae.